This is a messenger RNA of Chara braunii, 2755 nucleotides long. The record is from the annotation of a GenBank genome assembly. Lineage: Eukaryota; Viridiplantae; Streptophyta; Charophyceae; Charales; Characeae.
GUACGGACUUUUCUUAAUGGUCGGCUUUCUCCAUUAUGCGGAGGGGGUUGCUUUCAGUUCCAUCCUUCCUGGCAUUCACAUGCUGCGGUUGCUGUUCCUGUGUUUUUUUUUUUUUUUGAUUCAUCCUGGCGUGCACAUGUGGCUGCUGUUUUGCCGCUGUCUGGCAAUCGACCUGUGUUUGGCCGAGUGUAUCUCUCUUGUCCAUCUUAAAGUAGAAAAGAGCGGGCGGGCGCACGUGACAGCUGGGGACUGUUGGGGGCUGCUGGUGUUGCUUUGCUUGCCGCCGCGCGGAUGCGCGGGGAUGUUGUACCUGUGCUGCUUCGUGGAUGCGGGGCGGUUAUUCCUGGUGGUCUUUGCGCGUUAGACUUUGGGUCUGAGCGCCCGUUGAAAAGAGACGGAGGAAGAAUCGGAAAGAGAGUAUUUUGGCAUGCGAGCAGCAAGCAGCGGGAACAAGGAACAAGUCGUUGGCUUUGCGACCGGUCGGCGCUACUGUGCCCCUCCUUGCAAUAGGGAAGGAGGGAAUUGCUAUGCAUUCGUCGCUGAUGUGUCUUUGCGAAUCGUGUCAGUGGAAAGGUCGUUGUCUUUUCGACCGGUCGUCGCCGCCGUCUUUCUUUGCGACCGGAGUACCGUGCCGUGUGCUUCCUUGCAAGGGGCAAGGAGAAAUUGCCACGCUUUCGUCGAUGCCGUGUUUCUUUGCGACCGACUCUCUGUAGAGGUCGUUGUGUCUGCGACCGGUCGUCGCCCCCCGCCUUUCUUUGGGACUUCCGUAUGACUGGUGGAUUUGUCUGCACAUCGCUGUAUGGUCGUCAGUGAGAGGGGUCCGGCACCGUUCUUGCCCUUGUCGUCCUUGGAUUCCGCACACUGUGCUAGCUUCCAACAUUUGUGAGGAAAGUGCGUUUUCUCAUGUGUUGGCAGUGAUUCUCAGUCGGCGUGUAUUAGAUUCUUGCGGGGAGAGAGAGAGAGAGAGAGAGAGAGAGAGAGAGAGGUUGCAGUGGGAGGCCUUUUGCCUACCUUGCGUAGCAGCUAUUGUUGUAGAAGUGAGACGGGGAGAGGGGAGGAGGGGGGGGGAGGGAUUAAGCGGUGUGCGAAAUACAGUCCUUGGCGUUCGUUGGGUUGGUGGCAGCCUAUUGAAUUCUGAACCUUUGAGAAGGAGAAGAGGGAGGAGAGAAUUUAUUUUAUUCAUGUUCUUCAGACUUAUCCUUGGUGGCUUGUGAAGAAGGAUAAUAUAGGAUUAGCGAGAAACACCUACGUGCGCAGAACCUUGAACUCCAUCUCUGGAUGCUCUACUUUAUAAACUCGUGUCUGGUACACCCUGGCCUAGAACAUGUCGAUACAUGGAUUUCGGGCAAGGAGGACAGUGUAGUCGGAGUCGAAAGAACGAUAUGUCCGUGGUAGGUCGGACAGAGUGAAUCUCUGAGAGCAGAGAGGAGGGACUGCCCGACUAUCAUGCAUGCGUAUGGGUUUUCUUGUAUGGGAAUAAAAGCGAGUAAAGGCGAGAGAGGCGGGGCGGCGCCUUUUGGCGCGCAGUGUUGCCAGAAGAGGUCUUGAGGGAGAGAUGAGCAUGUGAGCUAUCCCAAUUCUACUUUCCUGAAGUGGUAAGUCUUGAAGUUUUUUGUUGCCUGUACGUUUCUGAGAGAACGGACAAUUUACAAAUGGGUUGGCGCGGGAACUGCAAGAAAACGCUCCCGAGCGGGCUUGGUCUCGCGUUUUUUGGCGGGAAAAGUGGAUAUGGACCGCUUCCUCGCUUUUUUUUGCCGGAAAACUGGAUAAGGACCGCUUCCUCGCUUUUUUUGGCGGGAAAACUGGAUAUGGACGGCUUCCUCGCUUUUUUCGGCGGGAAAACUGGAUAUGGACCGCUUUCUCGCUUUUUUUGGCGGGGAGAUUUGUUACGGACUGCCGUUGGCUGAUCGAUUGGGAUGGACUUACCGACUCAAUCAUUCGACUCGACAUGUGGCAAAGAUGUCUGAACUGGUUUUCCAGAGAUGUAAGGAACCGUCCUCCACGGUUCGGGUGCUGCGGUUAGCCCUCGUCGCCGUCUCUCUCUCUGACGUAUCAGCCCCUUCUCGCCCUCCUCGCCCUCUUCCCCUCCCCCUCCCCCUCCCCCUCCCUUCAAUUUUCGCCUCUGUCCACCCACAGGCCGUAUGCGUCUUCGUGUCCUCUCUCGCGUCAUCGAACGCAUCUGGCAUGUUCUAUUUCCUUUCGGGCAAAGCAUCCUUUCGUGAUCCUUUUACGUGGGGACUUUGCUUUCUUGUGUAGAGAGAGAGAGAGAGAGAGUUGAGUGCAAGCUGCGCUUUAUUAAUUGGGGGUUAAGUGUUGGAAAUACUUAGGGAGUUUCAUUUAUUGUCAACAAGGUAGGGAAGUAUGAAGAAGGCGACGGGAGAGUAAAGGAAGAAGAAAGAAGAGGCGGGCAAAGCAUUGGGUCGGAGUUAGGGGCCGCGUGGUCGGGGGGAGAGAGGGGAGGGGGGGAAGGAGCGCGGAGGUGGAAGCGAUUUGACGUCCUCCCGUAUCGAGCAUUAAAUUGCUUUGGUAGAUUGGUUUUUGUUGCUACUUUGUCGUGUCCUCUUUUUUCCGGAGGCACUGUUUUAAAUUACUUUGGGCAUAGUCUUAAAGCAUCUUUGGUAAAUAAUUCCCGGUGGUUUUUUACCAUGGCUGGUGAGUGGACGAGUAACAGGCGAUGUAAACUGCCCGGCGCCUUUUCGUCUCGUAGAUGAUCAUAUGUUCAGGCCCCCAGAAUCUCAGAGUACCAAUUUUUUCU